Messenger RNA from Fusarium venenatum, 2397 nucleotides. RefSeq names its product cytochrome P450. The record is from RefSeq and is a predicted model, not a curated record. NCBI's taxonomy places the organism in Eukaryota, Fungi, Ascomycota, Sordariomycetes, Hypocreales, Nectriaceae. Gene Ontology annotation, molecular function: oxidoreductase activity, acting on paired donors, with incorporation or reduction of molecular oxygen; monooxygenase activity; iron ion binding.
AUGUCAAUGAAACAAUUCUACCUGUUGGGUGACGUUGCAACAACCGCCCGGGAGAUUGAACUACCGCCAGCUAUAGACUUUGAGGAGCUACAGAGUAUUGUUGCCUCCCAUUUUGCUAUUGUAAAACCUAACAGUGUUGGCUUCGUCUACGAUAACCGAAAACUCAACGUCGUCUCUGAAGUCCUCGAGGUAGACGAGCCUAUAGCCAUUUGUAUCAAUGGCAACGCCGUGAGAGACGUGCCUGGGCCCUCGGGUAUCCCAUAUUUCGGAAAUUAUCUCGAAAUUUAUCCUGACCACCUUGGCAAUCAUCAACGACUGUUCGAGAAGUACGGACCGCUCUUUACCACAAGCAGCAUGGGAAACCGUCUGUACCAAACCAACAGCGCUGAGCUCUCGAAUAUUUUCCUUUCUGAAGACCACUACUUCACCAAGGAUAUUAUUCCUGGUCAUCCUUUACAUCCUAUCAAGAACCAAGAAGCAGGAGUUUUCUUGGCUGAUACGAAUACCGAGCAAUGGCGGCUUGCCCAUAAGUUCCUGCCACCUGCGCUGGGGCCAAAGGCUGUAAGGCAUUAUGCACCCACUAUGCAGCGUACGGUUGAAUCGUCGUUCAAGGUCUUUGAUGACCUAGACCACAAGGGUGAAGCAUGGAAUGUCUACCAGUACAUGCUUAAGCUUGGCUCUCAAGCUGUCGGCAAACUCGUCUUGGGCAUGGAUUUUGCUCAUUUUGAGCAGGUAGACUCGCCGUUACACGAAAUGGUUCUCAAGAUCGCCGAGAAUCUGGAGUUGAAUAAGCGUGUCUCUUCUAUGGGUGCUUGGUACGCCCAAAUGCCGUUUGGUGAUCCGAAGAAGGUCCGUCAGACGAUGGCCAGGAUUAUGGAGAUGAUGGACGAGUCGAUCGCCAGAGCCUCUAAAGGCCAGGAAGACCUAGAGCUUCAAGAUGCAGCUCUCAAGGCGGACAACGUUGUCGACUACUUCCUCCGUGCCACGGAUAACAAGGGCAAUAAACUUCCACCUUCACAGUUUGCACCAGCUCUUCUCGUUGCUACCGCGGCCGGCUUUACAACCACAUCAUCCUUACUAUCUUGGUUGAUUUACAGUCUGGUCAAAUACCCAGGCAACCAAGAACGUCUCCUUCAAGAGCUCAUUGACAACGACUGGGAUGAAGAUACCCAGGUCACCGCUGACACCACGAAUAAGCUAACAUUCCUCGAUAAGUUUAUCAAGGAAACUCAGCGUCUCCAUAAUCCAUCAUUCCAGCCCGGUCGCACCGCAAAGGUUGAUAUGAUCCUCCCAGGCGGGUAUCGUCUCCCAAAGGGUGCAGUAGUCAUCUCAGCCCUUCAUCACAUGCACAAUAACAAAGAUGUAUGGGAGAAUCCGGGACGUUUCGACCCCGAUCGUUGGGAUACAGAACAGGUCAAGAAUAGACCUCCUGGCUCAUACAUUCCAUUCGCAACGGGGCCUAGAAUGUGCGUCGGAUUCAAUUUUGCGUUGCAGGAGAUCAAGGUUUUCUUACCUAAGCUUGUCUACCGAUACAAGUUCAGCUUGGCACAGGAUGGAGCGAUUGAGUAUGACCCUUACUUUCAGUUGAUUCGACCUAACAAUUUCCUAUUCCACAAUGGUUACGCUCCACCGAUGGAUUCCUCCUGGGAAGCCGAGUUCUCAUCAUCUCGACAUGUUCACAACAGAGGCUCACGUAAACCCAGAUCACAAACCGCUGAUAUCUCAAACAUCUUUGGCAUUUAUGAAGUCCAAUGCGCAAAGGCUGAAAACAUAGCUCUGGAACAUCGAUCACCCGCAAAGAGGAAGAAGUCGAAACGACAAUCUGGACCGAGACUUAAUAUACAAAGUUUCAUCUCUGAUGAUCACGGACUGGUCGGAACUCUUCAUUUACCGGGCGUUUUAGAUGCCGAGGUAUACAUGUCCGGGAGUCGAAAAAGGCUGCAAGAAAUCCUAGAUGCCGAGAACGCAUCCGAGGAAUUAGGCUCAGGCUUUGAAGGAGACCUUGAUUUGGAACACGACAGCCAUGAUAAUGAAAUUGAAGGCGAAGCAACUCCCAACAACGCCGACCUUUCUCAGCCUUCUGAAGCUGCAACUGAGAGCCAUGGUUCUGAGAUUUCUACCCAAGAAGCCAAAGAACAGUCGAGGUUCAAAAAGUUUGAGAAGAACACCUUUCGACAACCCAAAUUUUGGUUCUUUUGGAAAGGAUCUGUUCUUGUGUUACCUGGGAACACUGUCCAACCGAACGCAGACAGCAUGCAAGACUCAUUGCCUAACGAACUGCAGUCUGGGAUGGGAUACAUUGUCUUCAACGGAAACGGGUACAAAAGGUUCCAUGGUACCAUCAGCUGCGAGUUACUUGAAUGGACGAAUAUUCCAAUCAGCGGACGAAAGGAAUAA